AUGUCUAACCCAUUUGACUUGCUAGGAAACGACGUCGAGGACGCCAAUGUUGUCGCUCCUCUUCCUCCAAAGGAGCUCGUGAAGAAGAACACUUCUUCUAAGAAGGCCGAUGUUCCUCCUCCAUCCGCCGACCCAUCUAAAGCCAAGAACAGACCUAAGCCAACCGGCAACGAGGGUGCCUUGAGAAACAGAGACAACGGCAGAAAGAACAACAGAACCAGAGACGCUCCAGCCGAGACCACCGGCGCCAAGAGAUCCACCCACGCCGCCAGAAGAGCAACCGACCGUCAAUCUAGAUCCGGUAAGGUUGACACUGAGAAGAAAGUCAGACAAGGCUGGGGUGACGACAAGAAGGAGUUGUCCGACGAGGCUGCUGCUGAGUUGGACGCCCAGGCCGAGAUUGAGGCCGACAAGGCCUCUGAGGAGGCUCCAGCUGCUAACAAGAAGUCCUUGCAGGACUACUUGAACGAGGUCAACAACAACUCCCUCAACAAGACCCCAGCCCCAAAGAAGAGCGUCGACCAAUUGGAGGACGCCGAGCUGUUGGUCAAGAAGGAGGAGGUCUACGCCGAGCCAACUAAGGUCAAGAACGUUAAGAGCAAGCAAUUGAAGAGCAAGCAGUACUUGGACUUCGAUGUCAACUUCGCCGACUCCACCGCCAAGCCAAGAAAGUUCGACAACAACGGCCCAAGACGUGGUGGCAAGGCCAAGCCUGCUGCUAAGAACGCCGGUGAGAAGAAGCCUGCUGUCAACGCCAAGAACUUCCCAUCUUUGGCCUAA
This is a messenger RNA of Lachancea thermotolerans CBS 6340, 780 nucleotides long. It is a transcript of the gene STM1, whose product is annotated as Stm1p. The coding region runs from base 1 to 780 and encodes 259 amino acids. The transcript has 2 exons. NCBI's taxonomy places the organism in Eukaryota, Fungi, Ascomycota, Saccharomycetes, Saccharomycetales, Saccharomycetaceae. The record is from RefSeq and is a predicted model, not a curated record.